Molecule: messenger RNA, 1500 nt
Organism: Carica papaya (papaya)
Lineage: Eukaryota; Viridiplantae; Streptophyta; Magnoliopsida; Brassicales; Caricaceae
Source: RefSeq, a predicted model, not a curated record
UUCAUUACCUACUUGAAUUCUUUUAAGAAUAGAAAAUAAUUCUACCAUUUCUCUUCCUCUGUAUCAUUCUUAUUUCUUGUCUUUUUCCUUCCUUUUUAAUUUCCAAAUGUACCUUUUAGAGAGCAUCCACAAAUCAUUAUCUUGUUGUACAAGCAUUUGCCAAAGAGGUUUUCUUUUAGGUAUAAUGGAUUUUUUAGGGUUUCAUGAAUUAUUUGUUGCUUUUAACCAAAUGAUAAUGCCAAUACUCUUUUUUGCCUUCUUUAUUUUAUUUGGGCAUUGAAUCAUCCGCCUCCCAAAAGAGAAAAAGCUAUGGAAGUAUCACAUAAUCUUCAAUAUCCCUUGAGUUUUUUAAUUUCUGGAACAAUUCUUCUCAUAUUUCAAGACUUUCAUUUUCUUAAGCACAAUAAAAAUCUGUACUUCGGGUAUCACUAGUAUUACUGGGAAUUUUCUGCUUUGAUUGUUUGUGCAAAACAAAGCCAAUGCUUAUCCAGUUUGGCAAUACUUUAUGGCCAUGCAGCGAUACUUUAUUUGUGCAUCAUCCUCGUUUAUUCUUAAGUUGAUUGUUUUUCAUACAUUUCAGUUAAUUCGUAUUUAUGAUAUCUUUUUAGUAUUAUUAGACGUACUUAGAACAUAAUAUAUAUACUAAUAACAAUUCUAAAUAUCACAUAAUCACUGCUUUGAAUUUUUUUACUUUUGGAUGUGUGGAAUCUGAAAGGAGGUUAAUGGAACUGUAUGAAGUCUUUAGAAAUAUAUACAGCUGAAUAAUAAUUCUAUAUGUAAAUUGUAAUCCAGAUUUCUUGUAAACUGCUCCCAUUAAUUUGUAGUCGAGCAUAUAACAUUACCUCAUGUCCCACAUCGUUGGUGUAAGAAGAAAAGCUGGAUGUAUAUUUGCAGCCCAAGGCUGAGUCUACAUUUUCUAUGAACCGAUGCUCUGCUUCUUGCAAAAAUCUGUCUGUUAGAAAACAACACAAAGUUGGAGGUCUAACUGUGAGGUGCUCAAAUUGUGAUAUUAGAACUAAAGCUUCAACAUUUGGAGAACACAAAGGUGACUUGACUCUUGUUAAUCGUCGGGAUGUGAUGGGGUUGGUUCUUGGUAUCUCGAGCUUGUUUAUGAAUUCAUUUGACGCCAAGGGAGCUGGGUUGCCCCCAGAAGAGAAGCCAAAGCUAUGUGAUGACACUUGUGAGAAAGAGCUUGAAAAUGUACCUAUGGUAACUACAGAGUCAGGUUUGCAGUACAAGGAUAUUAAAGUCGGUGGAGGCCCUAGUCCACCUGUCGGUUUUCAGGUGGCUGCUAAUUAUGUCGCCAUGGUUCCAUCUGGACAAAUAUUUGACAGUUCUCUGGAGAAAGGUCAGCUUUAUAUAUUUCGUGUUGGCUCUGGCCAGGUGAUUAAGGGACUUGAUGAAGGCAUCCUGAGCAUGAAAGUAGGAGGAAAACGCAGACUCUACAUUCCAGGGCCAGUAAGUUCUCUUUCACUUCCACUUUGAUGCUCAACUUUCAAG